CCAGUGCAUUUGUAUUCAUGUGGCAUGAAUGCCACAUGAAUUCUGUUCUAAGAAUAGUGUGUUGUGAGGUUGUAGUUGGACUCUGUGUGGGGGACAGGUAGGUCUUUAUCGGUUUUAAACGUUGAACUUCAUUAUAAAGACUCUUUUUGUGUUUCAAAGGAGGUAAAGUUGUGUACUUUUGUAUUUAUUUCCGUAUUUUGAUAUUUGUUUUUUAUAAUCAUUGGAGUGUUUAGGACUUCUGGUUGAGGUUAUAGGUAAGUCCUCACCUGGUUAAGGUGGAUCACUGUUAAGGUUCGACAGCACAAAAUCAAUGAAAGUCAAUAGGAUAUCUGAAUGUUUGUAAUAUCAGCUGCAGAGAAAUGAGCAUAUGGUCGUGACGUCACACCGGCAGCGGACGUCUCUGACACCAGCUCCUUCUGGUGCGCGCGCGCGCAGCUCUGAUGACUGACCCACAUUCAGCAUCACCGCAGAUGCGUUCCUGGUAGAAAACAACAACAAACAGCCAUGAACGCCGGUGCCGCGGCCGCCUGCCUGCUCGCCGCCGCCGUCAGCUGCUACUUGUACGGCAGCGACGUGCUGACAUCGCUGCUCCGUCUCUCCGUUACAGAGGAGCCCUCCAUGCCCGAGCCGGGAGCUGGCGCGCGGCGGAGCCCGCAGGGAGUCCCGUACUCCGAGCUGCCGCACAUCGUCAACGCCGACGGACUGCACCUGUUCUGCCGCUACUGGGAGCCCGCCGCUCCGCCGAGGUGGAGGCCUACGACAACGACGAGCUGAACUACCACGGCAGAGUGCGCGUGUCAUUCGGCAUCGCGUUGAUGGGAGCUGCAGAGCGAAUCGAGAGGGAGAUCCCGUCCAUCAGCUGGCCUUUCCUGAUCCUCCACGGCGACGAUGACAAGCUCUGCGACAUCAGAGGCUCCAAAAUGAUGCAUGAGAAGGCUGCAAGUUCAGACAAGAAACUGAAGAUCUACGAAGGAGGCUACCAUGCACUCCACCACGACCUUCCAGAGGUGGCCGAGUCUGUGCUGAAAGACGUGACCGGCUGGAUCACGGAACGACUUCCUGACACAACAGCAGCCCAGCAGCACCGCUCGUAGAUCUGUGACUUGCAUAAUUCAGUCAGCGCUCCAAGGAACCUACCAGCCGUGUCACAGCAGGCGCGCUCAUUCUCCUGUAGCCUUUCAGGCAUAACAAUACUACUGCAGUCUCCUCUAUUGAAGACGCGCUAUUUUAUAUAAAAGGACAUUUAAUCUGUGUGGCAGGUUUAAACUUUCAGACAUCUAUUCCACGAGUUAACCUUCUUCCGUCUUCUUCUUGACUUAAAAUAAUUGAGGGUUUCAGAUGUUUGAGAAACUCAGCAGUAACUAUCCAGCAAAAUGUGCCAUCAGGAUGGUGCCUCAGGUGUUCCACCCAGCAGGCUUGUUUGUUUUUUAUCAUCUCUGUGGGACUUCUCUCAUGUUCAGGUCAGGUGAAGUUGUUAAAACAGAAUGUGCAAUAAUUAAGUUUCCAUCCACUCAUUUAAAAAAAAACAGAAAAGUUUUCUAAAGCAUGAAUUUCUCUGUUAUUGAUCUGUAAAUGAACAAGUUACUAAUAGCAAACCUUUUUGCUCAUCUUCCACUUACGAGCAGGUCAGAGGUCAGAGGUCAGGGUCGGCUCGAGGACGGCACAUCAGAAGCUGGAAGUGUGUCUGUCUGUUCUAUCUGUGUUGCUGAGAAUCCCAAAAUGCACAAUUUUAAGGUUUGUUCUUUCGUGUUUGAAGGAAGAAUCCUGAUUUAAGCACUCUCUUUAUUUAUAACAAAAACUCUUUGUAUGACCCCGCCCCCUGUGUGUUUCUUUUGUUUGGUUUGAAGACAGAUGGUUGACCUAAGGACAGAUGGUUGUCACAGAAAUGACUAACAAACUACUGGUCUAAUAGUUUUAUUAAUUAUGGAGAUAUUUCUAAUCUAAUCUUUUUAAGGUGGUAUUUUAUAUGACGGGGGAGCGCUCUCGUUACAUAAAAGUAAAGGGUUAUUUUCAUACUUUGAUGAGAGGAGGGUUGAACAGGUGAAGCUCAUUCUCUGCAGGUGGGGAUUGUAGUGAUGGGGUCAAAUGCUGUCUCAUUUCACUGACCUCUGACCUUUUGAUGCUUCACCACACAGUUGGGGGAAAAAAAUCAUAUUCAUGCAUCAUUAAGUCAGACUAUAAACUAUAGGGUCCAGCUGGAAAAUGGGGCAGAAACACUGUCUGUGAAAGGACAAAAGAAGCCAUUGUCUGUUUAUUAAAUACAAUCCAUCAAUGCCACGCAUCCCCAUCUAAAAGCGUGAUCAUAUUUCAUGUAAAUGAAUGGCUGUUGGUCAGGAGUGGCCAUAAAAGCCAUGAAACUUCCCUUUUUUUUGUUUCCAAAACAGCAGUGAAGCCAACUGUAGCUUCAUACAUGUUAGCAAUAAUAUCAAAGUACUUUUAUUAUUAUUUAUAGAUUAUUAAUGACAAGCUAAAGGCAGAAAUGUAACUUAAAGUGUAUUGACUGUGUUUAUCAGCUGAUGCCGAACGAUGGAGCCGCAGAUUUAUGAGGCGUGUAAAAGUUUCAGGAGUUGUUAUCCGCAGUGUCAGUCUCGGGAACCUGGAGCACGGUAGAUUGGGGUCUCCAUGGUAACAUGUGUGACCAUGGUAGCAGUCCAGCUACAUGUGUUUUCACAUGUGUGAUCCCCGUGGUGAUUCCAACAGAGACUGUUAAAGUGAGUCGAAGGCUUGCCAUUUGCGUGUUUCCACCUUUUGUGUGUGUUUUUGACGGAUAUUUUUUUUUUGGCUCUACUCUGUUAACAAGGAUUUUGUGCUGUCAAUCACUAUACAGGGCACUGUUGUUGUGCAACAAAUUGAACCAGCUGGUCCUUCCUGCAACUUACAUGUCUAUCAUAACAGUACAGGUCUGCUUUGGGCUGGCAGCUCUCUCUGUCAGUUCAGAAGAAAUAUGCCAUUCCUGAUUCUGCUGAGCUCGUACUAAAUUUUACAACUGUUUCUGUGUGUCAAACAUGUACUCAUUGCAAAUAGAAAAACUCAGCAGCAGUGAGCUCACCUUUCAGCCGUUUUCAGACAUAAUUUGAAAUGUAGUGUAUUUUUGACGUGAACCCCGAGCAGAACUGCAGGCGUUUCUCCACUAAGCCCCUAAUUAGGCUGCAGCACACACAGACCAAACAGCACUGGUCCUAUUUGAACUCCUAAUGACACCCCUGCUGCACAACAGGAGCACAAUGGUUUCAGCUCACAGCGCAGUUUCAGAAAUGCCCUACCUGUUCAGUUUAUGUGUGUGGAUAGAACUGCUAUCAGUCGCUUUGGGGGUGGAGAGGAGUAGGUAUUCAGCGAGAGGACAAGAGACCCAAUCUGACAGUAACCAUGGCAGCCGUCUCUUUCUUUCCUCUCCCAGCUCAAGAAAUGUAUUAAUUCCACGGGAAGCAUGGCAUGUGUGUUUAUGCUUUCAGGCCGUGUUGUCCAUUUACUGCUCAGAGGAUUCCCUUUUGUGCGAGCGUGCAGAUAAGAAAACGAAUAAGUGAAAGAUGGGAGCUGUGUGCAGUUGUUACAGCUCUGCCUGCUCUGCUGGUUGUACUGAAAACACCAUUUUCAUCCAGAAUUUGAUGGAUGUUAUUUAUUUAUUUUUUUUUUUAGAUGAUUCCUGGGGACAGAAUAACUUGCAUCUUUCUGGGAUUAAAUAUCUGCAAAGAUGCAGAUGCACUAAUGCUUGGCAGAUCUGGUAGUGAAGAUACUUCGUUUUUAUACUUAUUUUAUAUAAAGAAAGUGAAUGAACAUAAUGAAAGACCGACAGAUGUAUGUAAGUAGAUUACAGCAUCAUUACAGACCAAUUCAGUGGGCCUGCUGUUCUGUCUAUAGGGCAAGAUUUUUUUUUUUUUUUUUUUUUUUUUUUCUAUGACUUGAUGACUGUUUCUAAAGAAAGAAAUGUUAAAUAGGAUAAAAGACAACAGACACACACAAGUCUGUCUGGUUUAUGAGAUUCAAGUUUCCUGGAGAGUGCAAUGUUUUCUUAAAUCCCAUCUCUGAUCAGGGCUAAGCUUUCAAAAUGUCUGAACUCCAAAAUGUUUUAAAAUAGAAAAAAUAUAUAUAAAACACGACAUUUUCAAGGCAGAUAAAGACAAACUUUUCAGAGUAAUAUGUGGAAGUGUAAUACUAAUUUUCCAUUCAACAAAAUGGUCAAACUCCAAAUCGAUUUAGCAUUUCUUUUAUUCAUCUAGUUAAAAGUAUAUUUUAGAAAAGUAAUUUUACAUUUUAAUCUGUACAUAUUGAUCACCUGAAUGAAAACCUUUUGUUAUCACAACUUAAUUUUCACAGCUGUUUUAGACAUUGUUACACAAUUAUGACAACCAGCUCGAUGUCCACGUGUGUAGUCACCUCCAUAUGACUCAUUUUGUAAAAAGAAGCGGAAAGUCUUCAACCAACGCAUCAAACUUGAGUCUUGUUGCAAAAAUAUUGAGUGUCACAUGACAUUGAAUCAGGUUUUAUUUAUUUAUAAAGAUGUAUUUUUAGUAUAGUUUUUGAAAAAACACAUGAAGUUGAAAAAGAGCUUCAUAAAACCUUGUUCUGUAAAGUUGAUUUGCUGAUUUAAAUGAGUAAAUUGGACUAAUCUGGUUAAAUAAAAAUGUUUGAUUCAUUUGAAAAAAUGUUUAAAUUUAAAAUCUGUUUGUGAAAAUGUGUACUGAAAUCAUACUAAGUUGUUUUUGUUUGUUUUGUGCCUUAUACUAUGAUGAAUGUGUAUUGUAUAAUUUCCACAUGCAUCCAUAUUAUGUGUGUGUUUUGAGAAACACAAGAGAUGCUAUUAGUAAAGCAGAUACCAUUAAUUCUAUUUUCUCCUCUGGUUCUGUUCAUCUCCUCUUCCUGCGUCAUCCAAUUUACAUCUGUUUGUCAAAACUGAAGCGUUUAUUUCUGCUCCAUGUUCUGUGCAAGCUGAACUAUAGCACAGAAAUAUAUCACCUCCUAGUUCUGUUCAUCAUUCACAAUUUCUUUCAAUUCUAUUUAAAAACAAUGCUUGGCAUUGGAGUUAAGACUUUGGGCUGUAAAAAGAAAUUCAGUUUUGUUUUUGAUGCAAACAGGAAAUGAGGCGAUUUACAUACGACUGCAAAGUCAUUUAGAGGAAUCUGUAAGGCAAAAAGAUGAGCUGUGGUUAUUUUUGCUAAAAUCCGGACUUGUAUGUGCUAAAAUGCUACAAUCUGAGUCAAAACAAAAAUAUAUAUAAGCAUGAAAUUUUGUGAAGAAUUAGUCAUUUUUAUUGAGUCUUCAGCAAUAUGAAAUGUGAACUUUUGAAUCAUUUGUAGUACUUUGAAAUUUGAUUAUUUCUUACAUUUUUGUCCGAAAAUAUUUUUUGUGACACUAAUAAAACUGUAAAAACUAUAUAAACAUGAUUGCUGAAUACCAGGAAAAAACAUUCAAUAAAGCAGUGCUGUUUUUCUUUUA
Oryzias melastigma (Indian medaka) is the source of this 5433-nucleotide messenger RNA. RefSeq names its product monoglyceride lipase (gene mgll). Gene Ontology annotation, cellular component: membrane. NCBI's taxonomy places the organism in Eukaryota, Metazoa, Chordata, Actinopteri, Beloniformes, Adrianichthyidae. Gene Ontology annotation, molecular function: lipase activity. The record is from RefSeq and is a predicted model, not a curated record.